ACGUGACACACUGCGUGUUCGAAUUUGUGGACGCCAUUUUUGGAGCCGCUUAUAUGGUAUGCAGUAUCAAAUUAUAUUUGAUUAAAGACCAAAUACCAGGAUCUGGAAGAGUUGUUAUAUAACAGGUGUUGUACUUGAUGUGAGGAAUUAGCCAAUGAAACGGCCUCUUACGGUUAUUGAUAAAAGAAAAUCUCCAUCAUGCCACUUGAUACAUUUAUAUGUGGUAACUGUCAAGGUGCUUUCUGUGAUAUCGAAGCCUUUAUGAACCAUAAAAAGAGCACCUGUUUACAAGAGGAACCAACACAGACGGCGGAAGUGAUACAGGUUCGAGUAUCAGGGGAAGUAACUAGCCUAGAUGAAGCAACAGCCAUUCCCUUAGUUUCAGUUGGUGAAGCUGCCACGAACACAUCUUUAACAUUUUACAGUGAGGCAGAUGUGAAUUCAAGUGAGGCUGUGUCAGGGGAGACAACUAAAGAACAAACUUUGGUUAUAUUAAAUGAUGAUUACGAGAGUAUUGACAGCCAUUUAACCAGCGACAAAGGAACGUCAACUGUUGAUAUGGAAACUGAAGAAGCUCCUAAAGUGAAGAAAAAGGGACGACCAAAGAGUAAGAAGAAAACAGAGGUGGUUGUAAAAAAGGAAACUGGAAGACCGCCAUUACCAGAGAGAGGUUCUGAUGGUAGAUUUACGUGUGUUCGAUGUAAGAGGUCGUUUAUUAAAGACCGAUAUUUUAAUACACAUAAAUGUUUAUCCGAUGAUUACGUAGAUAUAACCAAGAAAGAAGUCUUCUCAAUGGGUAACGAUGAUGAUGAUGAUGAUGUGCAUGACGCAGGUGAAAUAGACGAUGAAGACAUUGACGAAUAUACAGCACCUGUCGUUGUAACAGAAGAUCCAGACGAAGAUGUCGACAUCGAUCCAAAAACUCUGACUAAAACGAUCGUGAAAAAUAACAAAGACAAUGCUAAACCUACUAAGCUAGACAAAAUACAGAUUAUAUCAGAUCCAGAUUUAGAAAACUCUGUUAACAAAAAAAUCACCGAUGCUAUCGAAGAUAUCCCGGUGUUUAAAAACGACGCCGAAAAGCUAAAUUUUGAAGCGAGCGUGAACAUUGACUUAAGUGGGAUGGAUGGUAUGUUUACGAAACACAGUAUUGAACAAGAUUUAGUGGAGAGUGUCGGUGGAAACGGGAAGAAUAUCUCCAGUGAACUGUCGCUGUACAUGUGUAAUAUUUGUUCGAAGGUUUUUAAGACUUUAUCUCACAUUCGUCUUCACUGUUUAAUACACACGGAUCUAAAACCGUUCAAAUGUCCGCAUUGUGAAUAUGCUUCAAACUCUAAAGGUAAUUUAUACACCCAUAUGAGACGCCAUACAGGACAGUUUUAUGUUUGUCAAAAAUGUCCAUUCCACUCCGUGAAUAAAAGUCAUCUAAUAGAACAUGAAGCCACUCACAAUAAUACCAGAUAUUUAUGUAAUUUAUGUAAAAAAGACUACAAUACACAGAAAUCUUUAGUUAACCAUAUAAGGAAAUAUCACUGUGAUUCACAGAAAGGCAAAGACUACCUGGCUAUCUUUCUCAAUAAACGAACUAACCAAUCACAAACGGUCAUACAUCAAUGUCACGUUUGUAACAGAAAAUUCAAGAAGAAGAUCGAUCGGGAUAGACAUUUGUUCGUUCACGAUAUAAAAGACAUUCCCAACAUACAACGCUGUGAACUGUGCGAUUACACGGCCAGUCGUAAAGUUUAUUUAGAGAAACAUUAUCUCAAACAUCGCGUGAUUUACUGUUGUUUUUCGUGCCCACAACGUUUUCUCAGUUCUGUACGAUUAAUCGAUCAUCUGAACUCAAAUCAUUUAAAUAACGAUGCGUCAACCACGUGGGAGACAUUGUUUGAGCAAUGUAUCGAAAACAGUAUUUAUCUACCCGAACCAGACGACCAAAUAAGACCAGGAAGUGGAUCAGAUAUUUUAAACCUGCCACCAGAACUUUCAAAAACAUCUUUAGAACUUUCCGACGCCAAUAAGAAAUUGGCCAGUUUGGAAGUGAAUGCAACAUCCACUACGGUGACACCAGCACUGCAUGCGGAUGCAGCUCUUCCUCUAGUUACAGAUUUAUCUUCCACAGAUGCUCCGUCGACCAUUUUGGAUCCAGCAUCCAAUCAGAAUGAAGAGUUAAUGGAGACAGACUCUCCGCUAGUUAUUAAUAGUAUUACAGACAAUUUACUGCAAUCGUCGACGCAAAAUGACGAAUCUGCAGAACCAGUCGUACAUAGUGACGUAUCUGUGGAACCAGUUGAACCUUGUAAGGUAUCCACAGAACCAGUUGUAUCUAGUCAGGUAGAUUCGUUACCUAUCAACAAAGGUGUGGACGAUACUGAAACCAGUUUGUUAAAGGAAGCUAGUCAGAUGGCGGUUGAAGUAGCAGGUCCAGACAACGAAGAUAGUAAGAUUGAAAAUAAUGAUAAUACAACAAUAACCAUCGAAGGUAGCGAUAUAGGGGAGACAAUUCAAAACAACUUAAAUGUUGAGGGAGAUGAAUUACCAAUGGAAGAGGAUAUUAGCGAAAGUUUGAAUGUUAUAUCAGAAGUUGAAGCAGAAGGCUCCGAGAAUGAGUCAGCAGCUAAAAUUGACAUGAUUAUUGCCAAACUAGGAUAUCGUGAAAUGUCGAUGGAUAUUUUCCACAAGAUGCGUGAGACGUUUGGAAGUGAAGAGUGUGAAUAUUGUGGACGUCUGUUUUAUAGUAAGGCCGAUUUUGAAGCUCAUCAAAGAAUCCAUACAGGUGAACGACCAUUCCAUUGUGAACACUGUCAAUUUAAAGCAAUGAAUAGUAACGUAUUAAAGAAACACGUAGAGAAAGAACAUCCAACGGAUAAUACAACGUAUAAAUGUACAGACUGUGAUUUUACUACCACUACUAGAAAUAUGCUGUGGAGUCAUAGAAUAAAACACCUCGCUGUCGUAGGACUACAAUGUCCAAAAUGUCCAGAUAAAUUUGAAAGUAUGAAACAACUACGCACACAUUUAUUAGAGAAACAUCCAUAUAUAGAAAUGGAAGAACUGGAAAAACUGACCGGAUAUAAACACAGACUACAUGGUAAAAUGGGUCGUAGGUCUUACAAGUGUCCAUAUUGUGAAAGAAUAUUUAUGAAAGCGAACGCAGAGUUACAAAAACAUAUCUGGAUGCACGAAGGCAUAAAGCCGUUUAAAUGUGCAGUAUGUACAUAUUCUUGUCGCAGUAAAAAUAACCUCCAAGCCCAUAUGUUACGUCACUCCGCGGAGAAACCAUUCCACUGUGAAGAGUGUGGUAAACUUUAUAAAUCCCGGACAGCUCUACGAUGGCAUGUUAGAUCACAUAAAGAUGGCAAAAUGUUCAAAUGUUCCAAGUGUUCGUAUGAAGCUGCACAACGUAGCCAUUUAAAACGUCAUAUGGAAACUCACGACGUAUUAAAACGUUAUGCGUGUCAAGAGUGUGAUUAUACGGCCAAUACUAUACAGUUUAUGAAGAUACACUAUGCUAGAAAUCACAAGGGUGUCAAGUUUGAAACCAGUGUUUCUACCGAAGCUGAACGCAAUGAACAGAACCUAGAAACCAAAGUGUUUAAAUGUGUUAGCUGUGAUUAUUUAUUUGGUAAUAUGUCCGAGUUAAAACGUCAUCUUCGUGUUCGACAUCAAGUUCAAGUUCAGGAUAUCGCUAAAUUAGAAUCCUCCAUGGAAACCUGUGAAGUCCAGGUUGUACAAUACGUAGAUGAAGGACAGGAACAAUCAGAAAUAACAACAACCGAACUAACGCAGAUAGAAGAAAUACAGGAACAAUCUGUUGAAACAGAAGGUCAGUUGGAUGAGAAAACUGUUUCAGCUGUCAGUUUAUUACAACAGAUUAUAGACAUGUCCAAUCAGGGAGCCUUCAACCAGCAACAUUUAACAGUUUUAAAUGAAGAGGGUCAGAUGGUUGCCGUUAAUCCAGAUACAAUAAUUGUACAGGAAGACGGACAGGAAGUACUCGUAUCCGAUGGUAACACGGAACUGGAUGGUAGUCAAUACGUUAUACAAUAUGUCUCACAGCAAGACGCACAAUUAGAUGGAAUACCAGAAGAAAUUCAAACCACCGAAGAAAUGCAAACUCAAUAAUUAAAACUUAACACAUCCGUAUGUCCGAGAUUCAAGUUAUUUAAGUAUUGUCAUUGAGUCACAUGACGUGCCUUCGAUUCCCUGGUUGUACGUGACAAGGAGUAGGGUCGCCUAUCCAAUCUCGUAGGUUUUCUCCGGGUCCUCCAGUUCCCUCCGACCGCAAAAGACCCCGACGCGCAAGCGAAUUAUUGAAAUAAAAUUGAACCAUAUGUUAGUCCCGAAAUGACCUAGUUUGUGGCGAGUGGAUGUUAAACCCCAUCUCUCUCUCUCUCUAAGUAUAUCUUGAUGUACACUUAAUAGAAUCUUGACAUUUUGGAUUCAACAUUGGCUGAACACCGCUAUCAAGGCCAAAAUUUCUCUGGUCUAGCAUUGCUCAUGGGAAAUGAAAUGGGGUUUAACGUCCUACUGUUCUGCUCCUAUACUGGGCUAAUGAAGACGGGCAUAUGCCAUACAGUGUGCUAUGAGGGAAAUUUUGCUCGGACAAGGGAUCUUUUACGUGCAUUCCAAUGUAUACACGGGACCUCAGUUUUUCGUCUCAUCCAAAAUUACUCAUGUGAUAGAUAUUAAUAUGUUAGUCUCAAAAUGAUCAAACCUCAUGUGUUGACAAGACCUCCACACCACUUAGGCUUUAGAAGUAAUUUAUGAUCAAUCAACUUCCAUGCCAGUAAAAAAGACAAAAUUUAUACUAUUUGUCAUCUUAGUUCAGGUCAGGUCAGGUCAGGUCAGGUCAGGUCAGGUCAGGUCAACUGAACACAAACUUCUUAAAGAUAUUGUUACUUGUUUAUAAAAAUGAAAUGGCGUUUAACGUUCUACUUCUCGGCACAAACCACGCUAAUGAAGAGGGGCACACGUCAUACAUUGCGUUCUAUGAGGGAAAUUUGACGUACAGCAAAUAAAUUCCAUCUAUCAAGAGUUCUUUUCAGUACAACCCAACGACUAAAGUCUGUUCCUUGCGAGGGACUCCAUCCUACACCACUGACAAGAGAAACCAUACUGAAACAUCCAGGGGAACUUUCUUGACCAACAACUUUAAACAAACACAGACAUCCUAGUCAAUGAGCAAGCACCUCAAUCACUAAGCCACCUUGGCUCCCACAUGUGCCAGUAAAGGGUACUGCAACUGUUCUUUGUUAACUGCAAUAUUUAUUAUUAUUUUUGUUAUUAUGGAAUGUAAAUGUGUGUAAUAUUAAUUAAAGUAAAUUUAAUUUGUCACCGAGA
This is a messenger RNA of Patella vulgata (common limpet), 5343 nucleotides long. RefSeq names its product zinc finger protein ZFAT. The record is from RefSeq and is a predicted model, not a curated record. Lineage: Eukaryota; Metazoa; Mollusca; Gastropoda; Patellidae. The coding region runs from base 199 to 4125 and encodes 1308 amino acids. The transcript has 18 exons.